This is a messenger RNA of Cololabis saira (Pacific saury), 1068 nucleotides long. RefSeq names its product 5-hydroxytryptamine receptor 4. The record is from RefSeq and is a predicted model, not a curated record. Gene Ontology annotation, molecular function: trace-amine receptor activity. Lineage: Eukaryota; Metazoa; Chordata; Actinopteri; Beloniformes; Belonidae. Gene Ontology annotation, biological process: adenylate cyclase-activating adrenergic receptor signaling pathway. Gene Ontology annotation, cellular component: membrane.
AUGGAAAACAACAGCCUGGGAUGGUCCGGAGAUGUCAACGCGUCUCUUCAGAGUGAACUCGAUUCCUGCACCACAUUCAGGAACCAGGUCUUCCGCGUUUUUCUAUACGCCUUCCUCAUUGUUGGCAUCAUUUCCACAGUGGUUGGAAACUUCCUGGUUGUCUUGUCCAUUGCAUACUUCAAGCAGCUGCAGUCUCCCACCAACUCUUUCGUCAUGUCCCUCGCUGUGGCCGACUGCCUUGUUGGCCUGAUAGUGAUGCCUUACAGUAUGAUUCGGACCGUGGAGGGAUGCUGGCACUUUGGGUCCCUUUUUUGCAAGCUUCAUUAUAGCCUAGAUGUCAUGCUGUGCACUGCCUCCAUAUUCCAUCUCAGCUGCAUUGCCCUUGACCGUUAUUAUGCCGUCUGCGACCCCCUGAUUUACUCUUUAAAGAUGUCCCACAAUCGAGUAGCUUUCCUAAUCACCAUUUGUUGGGCUGUUCCCAUGCUCAUUUCCUUUGGCCCCAUAAUGUUAGAUCUCCAUGUUGCUCAUGUAGACAUACUGAUUCCUAAAGAUGUAUGCGUGUUCUUGGUCAGUCGCAUUUAUGCUGUCAUGGCGUCCGUGGUGGCCUUUUACUUGCCCAUGGCCAUCAUGCUCGUAGCCUACUGGAAGAUCUUCAGCGCUGCCAAACGGCAGGCCAGGCAGAUCAGCAUGAUGGAAGCCCAGAUGGCAGCCGGAGUGGGCAAAGACUCGAGCAAGAAAAAAAAACACCGAAACACCAUGAAGAGGGAACGGAAGGCAGCAAAGACUUUAGGUAUAAUCAUGGGUGUCUUCCUUAUUUUCUGGAUGCCUUUCUUCACGGUCAACAUUGUAGAUCCAUUCAUUGACUACAGCACAGAGGUGGUGGUCUGGGAUGUAUUUCUCUGGUUGGGAUACAUAAACUCCUCUCUAAAUCCCUUCCUGUAUGGAUUUUUCAACCGCUCCUUUUGUAGGGCAUUCCUGAUGUUCAUGGGCUGCAGGGUGUGCCUGCCUGGCUCUUCCCCCGGAAUGGAUUUAUCACACUAGAAAGAGGCAAAUGAAUGUACAAAUUAA